Physella acuta is the source of this 1962-nucleotide messenger RNA. RefSeq lists its product as uncharacterized. NCBI's taxonomy places the organism in Eukaryota, Metazoa, Mollusca, Gastropoda, Physidae. The record is from RefSeq and is a predicted model, not a curated record.
GUAGGGCAGCCAACACUAGACCAGCUGACCACUAGCAGAUGUCAAGCGGGAAAACCCUUCAAGUGUUUGCCCUACGGAGUCUGCUACAAUGCCGACCAGUUUUGCUAUUCUGGGAGUCUCGAGUCAUGUUUCCCCCGGGACAUCCCCGCUGACCAGCUGGAACUGUGGUGCCAAUCUUCGGGGCAGAACAGAUCUCAGCUGAUGCGUGACCGUGACCUCUGCACCCUGGCCUGUCAGGCGAGAUUCCCCACACUGGAUUUGUCGAAUGCUGUGGAGAAACUGGUCAGUAUAAAAUGUCCAGCAGACAAGCCACUAAAGUGUCUCCCUGCCGGCAUAUGUCAUGGCUUUGACGAGUACUGCCAUGCUGGACAAAACAAAUCUUGUUUUGAUGGGGGGAUGUCGGAGGGGGAACUGUUGCGGUGGUGUCAGGUCCAUAACGUCAGUUCAAUGCCAGACCCCUCCUGCAAGUUUGCCUGUCAAGUCAGGUUCCCUGCCUCCUCCAACACAGUGAGUUCUGGGUCUGGGCCAUGUUGUGAAACUGCCAAGGCUCUAGGCGGUACUCUAGCAGGUGUGGUGGUGCUAGGAAUUGUGGGUCUUGUGCUUUACAUAUGUGUGUGGAGGAGAAGACCACAUGGUCCAGGAGGAAAGAUUGCAGCAGGAAACCGUGGCACCAACAAACCAACGGCAGCAGCUGAGCCAUUGAUGCCAGAGCAGACACCUGGGGUAGAAGAUUCUGGAAUAGCCGGCACCAGACGUCUGAUCAGAGCCAUGUCUGAUGAAACAGGAAAUGGUUUGGCUGAGAACCUGCAUCGUCGAGAAGAAAAUGUCACCAAUCAGCAGAUGGAUGCAGUAGACAUAACUAUAGCAGCUGAUCCUUAGAACAUCUUGAGUAGAUAACUAUAGGACCAAUUCUAGCACAUUCUUGCAAAAUAACACUAGUUAGAUUGGCGUUUUCCAUUCAUUACAUGACGUCUUGUAGACGAAAUAAUAUUUUCAACGAAUGUCUUCAAAUACAUCUAGUGGACCAUCAUUUUUUUUUUUAAACCUUAAAAUAUGUAGACACUAAAAUGGUUUUUACAUGUAGAUAUUAUAAAAUCCAGAGAACUAGUUUUUUCAUGCAGAAGGUGGUGUACCCUUGACCUAGUUCAUAUGAUCCAUAUCAGUUAUCCAAUUCUAUGACAUUCAAUAAUUGCUAAAUAUUUCGAGAUUAAAUUGGAGGGAGGUUUAAAGUAACAGCAAAGUAUCAUAAGGAUCACAUUUUUAGCUGUAGUCAUUAAUAAAGUCAAUCUAAUGUUAGAGAUAUUUCUAAAUUUGCCCCUUAGUUAAUUCAAUAUCUAAUGAAGUUUUCUUGCUGUGAGUUGAAAGUAUGUAGCUGUUUGAAGUAGUCUACCACUAUAUCACUGAUAUUAUACUGCAUAUGACCAUUGAUAAAAAUACACAAGGGCUAUAUAAUUGUAUUUUUUAGCAGUUUUAAACUGUUGUCAUUGCUGAUGUUUUUUUUUUCAAUCACUGAAUAUGUUGGUGUAGGAUAUACUACCAAAUCCUGUAUGUUAUUUUUGAUACUACCAAAUCCUGUAUGAUAUUUUUCAUACUACCAAAUCCUAUAUGAUAUUUUUCAUACUACCAAAUCCUGUAUGAUAUUAUUUUGGACACUACUAGAUGAUGGAAUGGAAUGAAUGUGACUUAUGUUUUCAAUGCCAGAAGAUUAGAUUGAAUAUUUAUUGAAAUUGUCCUGGGUCUUAUUCCUAUGUUAAUUUGUAUUGUUAGUAGAUUAAAAAGACAGCAAAAAAAUGUUUCCAUGUUGAAAGAUGGUCAGAACAUCAAGUAAAAAAAUAUUUUGUGCAGGUGAAAAUAGUCAGUUGUGAAUAAAACUUAGGUAUAAAUGUGUAAUAGGUAAGGUGAUGUGUGAGGUGAUGUGUGAGGUGAUGUGUGAGGUGAUGUGUGAGGUGAUGUGUGAGGUGA